GGAAACAUGGCGGAGGAAGAGCAAAGAAAAAAGAUCCCGUUGGUUCCAAAAAAUCUCCUGAAAAAGAGGAAGGCUUAUCAGGGCCUUAAAGCCACUCAAGCAAAGCAGGCGCUUUUGGAGAAGAAGGAGCAGAAGAAAGAAAAACAGCUCAAGUUUGAGCGACUGGAAUGGUUCUUACAUGAUUCCUGGCGACAGCAACGUGACAGGGUGCGCCUCGGACGACUAGAAGUGAAACCUCGUGGCCUGGAAGUGCCAGAUAAACAUUCCUUGGCCUUUGUUGCACGCAUCCAAAGGCUUAAUGGGGUGAGUUCAGUGGUGCAGAGAACCAUUGCAAGGCUUCGCCUGGAGAAGAUUUUCAGUGGUGUCUUUUUCAGAGUAACCCCCCAGACCAUAAAAACGCUUCGUGUAGUGGAACCUUAUGUGGCCUGGGGAUUUCCAAAUCUGAAGUCUGUCCGGGAACUCAUCUUGAAACGUGGACAAGCCAAGGUCAAGAAUAAAACCAGCCCUUUGACAGAUAAUACAGUGAUUGAGAAGCACCUGGGGAAGUAUGGUGUUAUUUGCCUGGAAGACCUCAUUCAUGAAAUUGCCUUUCCGGGGAAGAACUUCCAGGAGAUCUCUGCAUUCUUACGUCCUUCCCAUCUCUCAGUGGCCCGUCACACUACCAAGAAUAGAGUGGGCUUCCUGAAGGAGGUGGGCUUACCUGGCUAUCCAGGUGAACGCAUCAGUCAGCUCAUUCGACAGUUGAAUUAAACCCAGCGUAUCUGAAAACGCAGCACAUCGGUGGCGCGUGCUUUGUCUCUUAGAAGUGUUACCAGUAUCUUCGAAGAGGAUUAUUUUCUGUUAAAUCUUGAGAAACUAGAGGAAGAGUCAGGGAAAAAAUGAUGAUGAUCUGGCAGGCAUUUGUCAUCACAGCCCAGUUCCAAGGGAAAGUUCCAGUGUGUUUCCCACGGAAGAGCACACAU
This is a messenger RNA of Lutra lutra (Eurasian river otter), 962 nucleotides long. Its product is annotated as 60S ribosomal protein L7-like 1. Gene Ontology annotation, molecular function: structural constituent of ribosome; RNA binding. The transcript is spliced from 3 exons. The record is from RefSeq and is a predicted model, not a curated record. Bases 7 to 750 code for a protein of 247 amino acids. Gene Ontology annotation, cellular component: cytosolic large ribosomal subunit. NCBI's taxonomy places the organism in Eukaryota, Metazoa, Chordata, Mammalia, Carnivora, Mustelidae. Gene Ontology annotation, biological process: maturation of LSU-rRNA from tricistronic rRNA transcript (SSU-rRNA, 5.8S rRNA, LSU-rRNA).